Trematosphaeria pertusa is the source of this 1286-nucleotide messenger RNA. RefSeq lists its product as uncharacterized. The record is from RefSeq and is a predicted model, not a curated record. Gene Ontology annotation, cellular component: precatalytic spliceosome. Lineage: Eukaryota; Fungi; Ascomycota; Dothideomycetes; Pleosporales; Trematosphaeriaceae. Gene Ontology annotation, biological process: mRNA splicing, via spliceosome. Gene Ontology annotation, molecular function: RNA binding; zinc ion binding. The transcript has 2 exons. Bases 48 to 905 code for a protein of 285 amino acids.
GCUCCAACUUCCUGCUGGCUUCCACAACACCCCGGCCCCUCUUCACAAUGGCAGAAUACUGGAAGUCUACCCCAAAAUACUGGUGCAAAUUCUGCUCCCUCUACGUAAAAGACACCAAAUUCGAGCGCCAACAGCAUGAAGCCACCGGUCGCCACCAGGGCAACAUCCAGCGCUCUCUAAAAGGUCUCCACCGCGAGCAAGAAGCGCAAGAGCGCCAGAAACAGCGAGCGAAAAACGAAGUUGCGCGUCUCAACGGACUCGUCCCCAGCUCCUCGUCUUCCACCGCUGGUACACCGGUAGCGGGAAUCAAACCUACGUUCACAAAACAGGACGAGAAGAAAGCGACGCUCGAGGACAGAAAGCGGCAAUGGAACCAGCUAGCUGCUAUGGGUAUUGCGCUGCCGGAGGAGGCGAGGGGCGACAUGGCAAUAGCGGGAGAGUGGAAGGUGGUUAGUGAGCAGGUUGUAGGUGAGGUGGAUGAGCAGGGAGAGUUCAGGCCGGUGCUGAAUAAGGGCAUACAUAAGAGGAAGCUGGACGAGGAUGAGGAGGAGCAGGUUGCGGCGAGGGAGAUGAUCACGAAAAAGAAAGGUUGGGGUCAGACGUACAAGAGCUUCCCUGGGAAGAACACAAACAAGGACGACGACGUGGAGGCCCUAUUUCAGAAAGGCAAGAAAGCGGAAACUAAGGAUGAGCAGAGCGUGGACGCCAAGAACGAGGUGAAGGACGAACCGGGCGUCAAGGAAGAGGACGCGCCGAGUUUGCUGCAAGCUAUCCCGACUGAGGAAGAAGAGGCUGCAAGCACGAAGACUGGGAGACCUGGCAUCGCAGAAUCAUUGCUGAAAGAGGAGGAGGAUGCACCGGCGCCGGUGGUGGUGUUCAAGAAGCGGAAGAAGAUCGCUCGGUGAGAUGGAGCAUGGGCAAUCUUGGUGAAUACUCUACGGCCGGAGAGUUUUAGCAAGCUGAUCCAGAGGGCUUCUAAAGAACUUUCGGCUCGGAUACCGACGCCGCCCCAAGAAUGGAUGUUGGACUCGAGAGCCUGACCACCCAGGCCGCUUAAUUGCUGUUUCUUCCGUACUUCGGACCAUUGCUUGCGGUAUGCGUUCAGCAUAUGUCAAUCGCUGUAGGACUGAGCAUCUAGUAUUCAUGUCCAUUGCAGCUGUUGAUGCACGCACGGUAGUGAGGGGCAGAAAGUGAGAGUUGGGUCAUAAUGUGGAUAUCCCAUUGUCUGGUGAACACGGACUCAAAAGCAGAAAUGCUGCCUAUAGAAUACUCAUGCAUCUCGAAAC